This is a messenger RNA of Gracilinanus agilis (Agile Gracile Mouse Opossum), 930 nucleotides long. Its product is annotated as olfactory receptor 10J1-like. NCBI's taxonomy places the organism in Eukaryota, Metazoa, Chordata, Mammalia, Didelphimorphia, Didelphidae. The transcript has a single exon. Gene Ontology annotation, biological process: G protein-coupled receptor signaling pathway. The record is from RefSeq and is a predicted model, not a curated record. Gene Ontology annotation, cellular component: membrane. Bases 1 to 930 code for a protein of 309 amino acids. Gene Ontology annotation, molecular function: G protein-coupled receptor activity; olfactory receptor activity.
AUGAAGAUACAGAACCACACAGAGGUGAGUGAAUUUUAUUUUCAAGGAUUCUCCAGUUUCCAGGAGCAUCAGAUCACACUCUUUUUAAUAUUCCUGGCUCUGUACAUCUUAACCUUGGCUGGUAAUGUCAUCAUUGUGAUAAUCAUCCGAAUUGACCGUCACCUUCACACCCCUAUGUACUUCUUCCUGAGCAUGCUGUCUACUUCUGAGACCUUAUACUCAUUGGUCAUUAUCCCACGGAUGCUCUCUAGCCUUGUGUGUAAGGGUAAGUCCAUAUCCCUGGCAGGCUGUGCUACCCAAAUGUUCUUUUUUGUCACCUUUGGCAUCAAUAACUGCUUCCUACUCACUGCAAUGGGGUAUGAUCGCUAUGUGGCUAUCUGCAACCCACUGAGGUAUACAGUUAUCAUGAAUAAGAAAGUGUGUGCCCUGCUAGUAUGGGGAGCAUUUAGCAUUGGUCUUGUUGUAGCAAUGACACAAGUGACAUCAGUGUUCAGGUUGCCCUUCUGUGACAUAGAAGUGGCCCACUUCUUCUGUGAUAUCCGUCCUGUGAUGAAACUCUCCUGCAUUGACACCACCAUCAAUGAGAUCUUAACUUUGAUCAUCAGUGUCUUAGUGCUUCUGGUGCCUAUGGGCUUGGUCUUCAUCUCCUAUGUCCUCAUCAUCUCCACCAUUCUUAAAAUUGCCUCUGCUGAAGGUCGGCAGAAGGCCUUUGCUACAUGUGCCUCUCAUCUCACUGUAGUUAUUGUCCAUUAUGGUUGUGCUGCCAUUGCCUACUUGAAGCCCAAAUCAGAGAACACUAGAGACCAAGACCAACUGAUUUCGGUGACCUAUACAGUCAUCACCCCACUGCUGAACCCUGUUGUGUACAGUCUGAGGAACAAAGAAGUCAAGGAUGCUUUGCUCCGAGCUAUUGGCAAAAAACAUCUGUAA